Nothobranchius furzeri (turquoise killifish) is the source of this 3594-nucleotide messenger RNA. RefSeq names its product solute carrier family 22 member 13. The record is from RefSeq and is a predicted model, not a curated record. Lineage: Eukaryota; Metazoa; Chordata; Actinopteri; Cyprinodontiformes; Nothobranchiidae. Gene Ontology annotation, cellular component: membrane. Gene Ontology annotation, molecular function: transmembrane transporter activity. Gene Ontology annotation, biological process: transmembrane transport.
UUUAGCGCUCUCUAGUUUCCUCCGACAAUGUGGGUGUCCUGUUCCGGCCACGGCGUCUCAGGGAAGAUACCUGAGGGGAGGGCAAGUGUUCCGUGUUUGCAUUAAGAACCUAGCUUGUUUGCAGAUUUGCCAAUGCCGCUUUAACUUUGCGAAAGUAACCUUCAGUUCAUGUUGGGGUAGACUGUCUUCACUAUGUAAGGAGGAAGUUGUAGUACAACCAUUGUACCUCAGGUAGAAGAGUUUUAAAAACUUGUUGGUGACUGAAGGAAGAAUAGAAGUAUUUGCAUUGGGGUGGGUGUUAAACCACAUCAUGAGCUAAGCUGGAAGGCACAUGUAUUUAUGAUGAAUGGUCUGUAUUUUGAUAUAGUGUCUUCUAGAGUCCUGGAACCCCCCGAGGCACUUUACAACACAAUCAGUCAUUCACCCAUUCACUCCCUGAUGGUGAUGAGCUACAUAGCAUCUCCUGGGGCACACUGACAGAGCCGAGUCUGCCGUACACAGGCACCACCGGUCCCUCCGAACACCACCACCAGGCAAGGGUAACAAGAGUGAGGAGCUUGGAAAUCCGGAAUGGACUUGGAGUAGAACCGGUGUUCUUCCACAUCAAAUGGAGCAAAUAACAGCUGACAGUGGGUUUUUCAGUGACCUCAAACCAUUACUGAUUGAUGAGUGAAAAUGUAACUGGUGAUGCGGGUUUAUCUUUACAUACUAAGAGUAAUUUCCCACUGAAAGAUAAAAGUAAUUAACUAUCUUAACAGAACUUGGUUAAAUAUUAAUCAUAUCUUUACUCAUACAGUAGGUCUACAAUCAGCCUCCGCAAGCUGAACCAAAUGUCAGCAUGAGCAGCUUCAGACAGGUCCUGAAGGAAGUCGGGGAGUUUGGUGUAUUUCAGAAAUGCUUACUGGUGGCCUUGUGCAUCCCCAGCAUUUACCCCGCAUUCAAUGUGAUUGGCCAGGUGUUUGCAGGCAUGAGCUACCCUCAUCACUGUAACACUGACUGGAUCUUAAAGCCUGGGCCAAACCUGACAGAUGAGAGGCAAAAAAAUCUCACCCUCCCCGUGGACAAGGAUGGGAGGUUUGAAAGCUGCAUGAUGUUCACACCUGUAGAUUUGGAUUUGGGAACGAUUGAAGCACACGGCCUCAACAGCACAACAGGAUGCACAGAUGGAUGGGUGUACGAGGUCCAGCCAGGAGUUUCCAGCACUGUCACGGAGUUUGACCUGGUCUGUGAUAAGAGUGGUUUGAUCCAGGUAUCUCAGUCCGUGUACAUGGCAGGUAUUCUUGCAGGAUCGCUGGUGUUUGGGGCUAUUUCUGAUAGUUUUGGCAGACGAUUCGCAAUCCUCCUUUCCAUUUUCCUUGAUCUGUUGUUUGGGGUGAUCACAGCCUUCUCACCAAACCUCUACAUUUACACGAUUCUCAAGUUUUUUAGCGGGGCAUCGGGUGGUACCAUCAUCAUCAACACAUCAGUGAUGGUGGUGGAAUGGAUCGACCCUUCCAAGUCUGCUCUUUGCAUAUUUGCCAUCAUGAGUUCCUUUUCCCUCGGAGAGAUGAUGCUGUCUGGUAUCGCGUAUUUGAUUUCAAACUGGAGGACUCUACAGCUGGUGCUCUUCAGCCCCGUUGUGAUUAUUCUGAUGGCCAUGUACUGGCUUCUCCCUGAGUCAGCUCGAUGGCUCUUGACGAACGGCAGGAAGGAGGCGGCGCAGAAGGAGCUCCAGCGGGCAGCCAGAGUCAACAGAAGGAUUCUACCAGAAGGUCUUCUCGAUAAGGUCAACAUGGAGAGCACUCUGGAACGAAAAAAUAUGUUGGACAUUUUCCGGAACUCGUGUUUGAGAAAACGCACAAUAAUAAUGGGUUUUAACUGGUUUGCAGCGAGUAUUCUGUUUUAUGGACUGAGCCUAAAUAUUGGGACUUUUGGCCUGAAUAUCUACCUCACACAACUCAUUUUUGGGUUUAUCGAAAUCCCUGCUAACGUAAGUGGAUUGAUCCUGAUUCAACACUUUGGGCGAAGAAUAAGUGAAUCAGGCUUCCUGCUGUUUGGUGGCGCCUCUUGUCUGCUGGCCCUUGUCAUCCCCAGAGACCUUCCUGCCGUGGUGACAGUCAUAGCUGUGCUGGGAAAAUUUGCCGCCACGGCUGCCUUCACUACAGCCUACGUUUAUACUGCUGAAUUAUACCCCACCAACAUAAGACACAGCGGUAUGGGUGUGAAUUCCAUGUGUGCUCGUGUAGCGGGAUUCUUUGCACCACUGAUCCGGCUCCUGGAGGCCUACCAUCAUACCAUUCCCAUGGUGGUUUACGGGAUCAUUCCAAUCACUGCCGGUGGUUUCACUUUACUGCUUCCUGAAACGCUCAAUGUGGAACUUCAGGAUAGCACAUCGCUCAAAAAGCCAAUGGAUGGACCAGUGGGGAACCAAAUACACUGAUUAUCCAUCCAUUGGCUGACCCCGCUUGUCCACAUGGGGUGGGGGGCUGGUGCCUAUCUCCAGCGGUCAAUGGGCAAUCAGGCAGGGUACACCCUGGACAGAGUGCCAGUCCAUCGCAGGGCAACACAGAGACACACAGGACAAACAGUCAUGCACACACACACUCUUAAGGACAAUUUAGACAGACCAAUCAACCUAACAGUCAUCUUUUUGGACUGUGGGAGGAAGCCGGAGUACCGGGAGAGAACCCACGCAUGCACAGGGAGAACAUGCAAACUCCAUGCAGGAAGAUCCCAGGCUGGAAAGCGAACCCAGGACCUUCUUGCUGCAAGGCAACAGCUCUAACCACUGCACCACUGCGCAGCCCUAUUACACUGAUUAUGUUUAAGAGAAAUUCUAAUUUGUGUUUGAAUCUAAAGUAGAUAUUUUUUAUUUAUUAUGAUAUAAAAGUUUGAGACUUUUACUACUUUUUAACUAAACUUCUGUGUUAUCCUAGAAUGUAUAAAGAAUACAAGAAUGUAUUUAAAGACGUGAUUCUGUUUCCAAUAAUUUAAAGAUUUUAAAAUUUCUAGUGCCUUAAAUGUUCAUUAUGUAGGAAUGAAAUAUAAAUGAUAUCCUGUGGUCAAAUGUGGGUUCUGUGGUUCAUUUUCAAAACGAAGAGUGACUUUCUCACUGCUGUUCUGUGAGUUCCAGUUGUUGGUAAUUGAAAAAGUAGCUUGAGAUUUUUUGAGAGCACACUAUUUUUUUCCAAUUCACCGUUUGCGGUUAGCUCAACAUUAGCCUCUAGCGUUCUUUACUCAGUAAGAGUAAAACAAAAAGAUGCCAUGGAUUCUUAGGCUGCAAGAAAUAACUUCUGGGUCACUCUUUUUAUUGGCUUAGGAUCUUUAGAAAAUGCUGCUGCGUUUUGCCUGCCAGUGGCAGAUUACAAUUGCCAGUAUAGUAGCUUUAGCUGGCAGAGACUCUGAAACCCCAGACUCAGAUGGUAAACAAAGACACAUCCCGCUUUACUUUUUGUGAUAGGAAAAAAACUGACAACCCCACAGAAGUCUGUUUGAAAAUAAUAUUCCUUCCAACAUGAUUGAAACUUUAGAAGUUUUGUUACAUAUUCUACCUUAAAGUUUUUGGAAAUUGAUUCAUGUUUGGUUGGUAACGUCAAUAAAUUCAAGUGUUUCCUA